AACUUUCAAAAUAUUUUCGCUAAAAUGGCCCGUUGUCGUCUUUGUGGAAUCCUAUUUUUUCUACUAAUGGGAGUUGCCACAACAGAAGACACCGCAUCGCCAGGAGUGAAAGCAAAACUUGAAGUUGCAAACGAUGCAAGUGGAGAUUUUGCUUUUAUUGGGAGUUAUGAUGGAGACAUUAUCUUUCCCGAUGAUACCAAGACUUCUAAAGUGAUCAGAGAUCCCAUUGGCGCGCCAGGGAUUAUCAAGCCAGGCAAAUUGUAUGAUGAUGUUGGUGGCCCGAUUGAGCUCAACGACGAGCCUGCUAUAAACGGAGAAAAAGAAGGAGAUACAAAAGCCACGACAUGUACGCCAGUGGGCCCACCAGCAACUCCUACCCAUGGCGCGCCUGGUCGUGAUGGCUUACCUGGAAGAGAUGGGAAUCCUGGAAUACAUGGCGUACCCGGAAUUCCGGGUUCAAAGGGCGAUCCAGGUCUGUGUGAUUGCAGAGAAGAACUUAGAAGAAUUACUCAGUCUGAAGAAUUUUUUCUUCCUAAUAUUCACCAAUGUGCUUGGAACAAACUGAACUUUGCCAUGACAGUCGGUCAGGUUCAGACUUGCACAUUCAACAAGAAACGUUCUCACACUUCUCUAAAAGUUGGCUGGUACGGGUCCACCAGAAUUCUUUGCAAGGCAGGAGCGGCAUGCUGCAAUAGAUGGUAUUUUACGUUUAAUGGCGGAGAAUGCACAACACCCCAACCGAUUGACGGCCUUAUAUUUGUGGAUGACAAUAAUUCUACUAUCAAUAUACAUAGAUCGAUGUCAGUUGUUGGUGUCUGCAGUGAUAUUCCAAGCGGAGCUGUUGAUGUUGGAUUCUGGAUCGGCACUUGUGAGGGAGAGUACAGCUUAGGAAAACAAAGAACCGGAUGGAACUCGGUUUCAAGAAUCAUCGUAGAGGAAAUCCCGAUAUUUUAGAUUGUACAAUAUUGUUCUAUUUAGUGCUACGCUGUAUUAU
Styela clava is the source of this 994-nucleotide messenger RNA. RefSeq lists its product as uncharacterized. The record is from RefSeq and is a predicted model, not a curated record. NCBI's taxonomy places the organism in Eukaryota, Metazoa, Chordata, Ascidiacea, Stolidobranchia, Styelidae.